Messenger RNA from Malania oleifera, 735 nucleotides. Its product is annotated as kiwellin-like. Lineage: Eukaryota; Viridiplantae; Streptophyta; Magnoliopsida; Santalales; Ximeniaceae. The transcript has a single exon. The record is from RefSeq and is a predicted model, not a curated record. The coding region runs from base 1 to 735 and encodes 244 amino acids.
AUGCGUCUCCCACUGCCACACCAUUCCCAAGUCUUCUUGUUACUCUCCCUCCCUCUUCUACUCACCGCCCUCUCCCUCCUAUCCCAUACACGCGCAACCUCCCCUUGCGGAGGUCCAUGCCAGAACACCAUUGACUGCGACGACGAUCUCAUUUGGUCCGACAGAAAAUGCAGCGACGACCCGGUUAAUAACGUUCACAUAUCUAACCCUGGAGACUGCGGCCCCGGCGGCGGCUGCCCCGGAGGCGGCGGUUCCGGCUGCGGCGAAGGUCCCAGUGGUGUCGCUUCCGGACCUCUCUCGGGAGACGACGAUUGCCAUCCGUCCUACAACUUAACAUGCGUUUACAGAGACUACCCAAUCUUCAAUUGCUCGCCGCCGGUGACCGCGUGCACGCACGCUCGCCUCAUGAACGUAGCAUUCAAGGAUGGCGGCCAAGGCGAGCUGCCGUCGACGUCCUGCAACAAAAACGGGACCUCGGCAAAUGUGGUGGCUUUAUCGACGGGAUGGUUCGCAAAUAUGACGCGGUGCGGACAGAUGAUCCGGAUAUGGGCAAACGGGCGGAACGUGACGGCAGAGGUGGUGGGGGAGUGCGACUCAACGGCGGGGUGCGACACGGAGCACGCGAUGCAGCCGCCGUGCGGCCCAGACGUGGUUGAUGCGUCGGAUGCUGUGUGGCGUGUUCUUGGGCUGAAUGCAUCAGACACUGGAGUGGACGUCACCUGGGCCGUCGCCUAG